AUGGAUAUAUGUCAUAAAGUGGAUCUAAACAGGCAUGGGAAGAGGCCCCUUCCAUCCGAUGAUUCAUCGGAGAAAAAAGAAGAAGAAGAAGAAGAAGAAAAGAAUAACAUAUUUCCUGUCUACUCAGCUAGAUCCCAACAAGACAUGUCCGCAAUGGUGUCAGCACUCACUCAAGUUAUUGGAAACACUGAUAAAAACCUUCUUCAUGAUAUGCCUGCAGGAAACUCAGUAGCCGUAGGCAUGGCCCAGCCGGGUGCAACGGUGCCUCCUGAUCAGUCUCAACCCAAUAUUCAAGAUCAAGGGAACCAAGGGAGAAGACACUACAGAGGGGUGAGGCAAAGGCCAUGGGGCAAGUGGGCAGCCGAAAUACGAGACCCUAAAAAAGCAGCAAGAGUGUGGCUAGGCACUUUCGAAACAGCUGAGGCUGCUGCACUUGCAUAUGAUGAAGCAGCUCUUAGAUUCAAAGGAAACAAAGCUAAGCUCAACUUCCCUGAAAGAGUUCAAGGGAGAACCGAGUUGGGUUACCUAACAACUCAUCAAGAUUCGCGUUUCAUUGCUCACUCGGUUGCUCCUCCUCCUCAUCCAGUACUUCUGCCUCAAAAUAUAUAUCCUAAUAAUUUUGCUCAUUAUGCACAAGUUCUUGGUAGUGGGGAUCAUAAUUUGAACCACGCCAUACCAUCCGGUAUCUACCACAGAGGAACAUAUCUUUCGCCGUCUAUGUCUUCAUCUUCAACAUCUUCCUCUGCAUCAACGCAUAAUUGGCAACAACAAGGAGGAGAGGUUAGAAGACUUCCACCGCAGUCUGGAAGUUCUUCUUCAAGUUGUGAUCCUCCAAAGAAUUGGGAAGAUUUUGAUCCUAAUGAUCAGUCGAAAGGGUAGUUGAUCCAAGUUCACUGGAGAUAUAUACAUCAUCUUAUAUCUAUUGUGAUUUUCUUUUUUAUGCUCAAAAACUUUGUUCUCAAGGGUUUUCAAGAAAGGUUGGUUUGAUGAUUUUUGUGUGGUAUCGGGCAGGAAAUUUUUAACAAUCAAAAGAAGAUUUUAUGAGAUGAAGUAUAUUGCAUUUCAACCUA
Cornus florida is the source of this 1070-nucleotide messenger RNA. RefSeq names its product ethylene-responsive transcription factor ERF114-like. NCBI's taxonomy places the organism in Eukaryota, Viridiplantae, Streptophyta, Magnoliopsida, Cornales, Cornaceae. The record is from RefSeq and is a predicted model, not a curated record. Gene Ontology annotation, biological process: ethylene-activated signaling pathway; regulation of DNA-templated transcription. The transcript has 3 exons. Bases 1 to 879 code for a protein of 292 amino acids. Gene Ontology annotation, molecular function: DNA-binding transcription factor activity; DNA binding.